ACAGCCGUGAAGUUUCUACAGAAUUCCCGGGUCCGCCAGAGCCCGCUUGCAAACAGGAGAGCAUUCCUUAAGAAGAAAGGGCUGACAGAUGAAGAGAUUGAUUUGGCUUUCCAGCAGUCGGGCACUGCUGCCGACGAGCCUUCGUCCUUGGGCCCAGCCACACAGGUGGUUCCUGUCCAGCCCCCUCACCUCCUUCCUCAGCCAUACAGUCCUGUGGGCUCCCGAUGGAGGGAUUACGGUGCCUUGGCCAUCAUCAUGGCAGGAAUUGCAUUUGGCUUUCACCAGCUCUAUAAGAAAUACCUGCUCCCCCUCAUUGUUGGCGGCAGAGAGGACAGGAAGCAACUGGAGCGGAUGGAGGCGAGCCUCUCGGAGCUGAGUGGCAGUGUGGCCCAGACAGUGACACAGGUACAGACGACUUUAGCCUCUGUCCAGGAGCUGCUCAUCCAGCAACAGCAGAAAGUCCAGGAGCUCGCCCAGGAGCUUGCUGCCGCCAAGGCCACCACAUCGACCAACUGGAUCCUGGAGUCCCAGAACAUCAGUGAACUCAAGUCAGAAAUCAACUCCUUGAAGGGCCUUCUUUUAAAUCGGAGGCAGUUCCCGCCCUCGCCGUCUGCACCCAAGAUCCCCUCCUGGCAGAUCCCAGUGAAGUCGCCAUCCCCAUCCAGUCCUGCAGCGGUGAACCACCAUAGCAGCAGUGACAUCUCACCAGUCAGCAACGAGUCCACAUCGUCCUCACCCGUGAAGGAGGGCCACAGCCCUGAGGGCUCCACGUACCACCUGUUGGGCCCCACUGAGGAGGGCACAGGGGGGCUGGGUGUCAAGGGCCAGGUGCGGAUGGAGGUGCAGGGUGAGGAGGAGAAGCGGGAGGAAGAGGAGGAUGAGGAGGACGAUGACGUGAGCCGUGCAGGCGAGGAGGACUGCCUGGGGGUGCAGCGGGAGGACCGCCGGGGUGGCGAUGGGCAGAUCAAUGAGCAGGUGGAUAAACUGCGGAGGCCCGAGGGUGCCAGCAACGAGCACGAGCGGGACUAGGUGCCGCGCCCACUGCCACAGCCCGCUCUGUGGGACUGGCAU
Orycteropus afer afer is the source of this 1071-nucleotide messenger RNA. It is a transcript of the gene PEX14, whose product is annotated as peroxisomal biogenesis factor 14. Lineage: Eukaryota; Metazoa; Chordata; Mammalia; Tubulidentata; Orycteropodidae. Gene Ontology annotation, molecular function: signaling receptor binding. Gene Ontology annotation, cellular component: peroxisomal importomer complex; peroxisomal membrane. The record is from RefSeq and is a predicted model, not a curated record. Gene Ontology annotation, biological process: protein import into peroxisome matrix, docking.